AUGCUUCUCCACGUCCGCCCGGCCCCUGAGCGCCAGGGGUUGUGGACAUGGGGCGGCCUUCCCCAGCUUCCCCAACCGCGCCCCCAGCCCGGCUCAAGCGGGAACAGGGACGGCUGGAUGGCUAAGACCGGCAAUGGCCGGCUUUCGGGUAACAACACCCCGCGUCACACCAGUCGGCCAGCUGUGACGGGUUUCUUGUCGCGGUUCGAGCUCAGAUCGAAACCUGGACACUCUCCAAUCUAUCUGCCUGCUUUCUUGCAAUCUCUGCUACCGACGAAACUAUUGCGCAUUCACGGCCGUGAACCAACAGACAGCAUGCGCCCCAGCACCACAAGGAUACGCACAGCGCUGCGCACAGCUCGACACCGCGGGUUUGCGACAUCCGCCUGCCGCCUGGACAAGUAUGGCUUCAUCGGCCUCGGCCAAAUGACCACCGUCAUCACCGUCCUCCCGGAGCCUUCUCACGUCAAGUCGGUCUACGCCUCUAUCCUCUCAGAAAUUGCCCCCUCAGCGUCCCGCCUCUUCAUCGACUGCUCCACCAUCGAUCCUUCGACCUCCAAAGCCGUGGCCACCUCCAUCACCUCGUCCUCGCACGGCUCCUUCCUCGACGCCCCCAUGUCCGGCGGCCUGGCGAACAACUACCUCCUGGCGCUCAACAACAUUGCCACGGCCGAGGCCAUGAACCUCGGCGUCAAGUGGGGCCUCGACCCCGCCGUCCUCGCCGGCGUCAUCAACGUCAGCACGGGCAAGUGCUGGCCCUCCGAGGUCAACAACCCCGUCGCCGGCGUUGUGGACGGCAGCCCUGCUGGGCGCGAUUACAGCGGCGGCUUCGGCAUCGGGCUCAUGAAGAAGGAUCUUGGGCUGGCCAUCGUGGCGGCUGAAGAGGCCGGGGCUAGGCUUGAGCUGGCGGCCAAGGCGAGGGAGGUCUAUGAGAGUGCGGAGAAGCAGGAGGACUGCAAGGGGCGGGAUUUCUCCGUCGUUUACAGGUGGCUGGGUGGGGAGAGCAAGUAG
Messenger RNA from Verticillium alfalfae VaMs.102, 1011 nucleotides. RefSeq names its product 3-hydroxyisobutyrate dehydrogenase. Gene Ontology annotation, cellular component: mitochondrion. Gene Ontology annotation, biological process: L-valine catabolic process. Lineage: Eukaryota; Fungi; Ascomycota; Sordariomycetes; Glomerellales; Plectosphaerellaceae. Gene Ontology annotation, molecular function: NADP binding; NAD binding; 3-hydroxyisobutyrate dehydrogenase activity. The transcript has 3 exons. The record is from RefSeq and is a predicted model, not a curated record. Bases 1 to 1011 code for a protein of 336 amino acids.